Molecule: messenger RNA, 5128 nt
Organism: Mesocricetus auratus (golden hamster)
Lineage: Eukaryota; Metazoa; Chordata; Mammalia; Rodentia; Cricetidae
Gene: Pcgf3
Product: polycomb group ring finger 3
Exons: 11
Coding region: 383-1108 (241 amino acids)
Biological process (GO): regulation of transcription by RNA polymerase II
Cellular component (GO): PRC1 complex
Source: RefSeq, a predicted model, not a curated record
CACACUGCGCAUGCUCCAACCGCGGCGCCCCCGACACCGCACUCGGCUGGGUUCGGGCAUUUCCGCCUCUUUGUUUUAAACUCCGCACGGCUUUUUUCUCCUCCUCUUGGGGGGGACCCAGAGGGAGCGGCGCCCCCUCCCCCUCCCGGCGAGCCCCCGCGUGCGCCCGCUCGCCCGCCGCCCGAGACGCAGACUUCACAAUGUAGCCCUGAUUCCAGGCUGUCAUUCACAGAAAAUGGGAAAGGAACAAGGGACAGAAGGAAGGUGCAGAAGCCAGCCAGAACACAGAGUAAGGAGGGAUCAUCACAUCCACUUGGUGGCCUGAAGCCUCCAUGCCACCGGGUGAGGAAGGACUCACAGACAUCCAGAAGAGAAGCCAAAGAUGUUGACCAGGAAGAUUAAACUCUGGGACAUAAACGCCCACAUCACGUGCCGCCUGUGCAGCGGCUACCUCAUUGAUGCAACUACAGUGACUGAGUGUUUGCACACAUUCUGCAGGAGCUGCCUGGUGAAGUAUCUGGAGGAGAAUAACACCUGCCCCACGUGCAGGAUCGUGAUCCAUCAGAGCCACCCACUGCAGUAUAUUGGUCAUGACAGAACCAUGCAGGACAUUGUUUACAAGCUGGUACCAGGCCUCCAGGAAGCGGAAAUGAGGAAACAGAGAGAAUUCUAUCACAAACUGGGCAUGGAGGUACCAGGUGACAUCAAGGGGGAGGCGUGCUCAGCCAAACAACACUUAGAUCCCCGCAAUGGUGAAACCAAAGCAGACGAGGGUUCCAAUAAAGAGACAGCAGAAGAGAAGCAGGAGGAGGACAACGACUACCACAGGAGUGACGAGCAGGUCAGCAUCUGUCUGGAAUGCAACAGCAGCAAACUACGGGGCCUGAAGCGCAAGUGGAUCCGAUGCUCAGCCCAAGCCACAGUGCUGCACCUGAAGAAGUUCAUCGCCAAGAAGCUCAAUCUGUCCUCCUUCAAUGAGCUGGACAUUUUAUGCAACGAGGAGAUCCUGGGCAAGGACCACACUCUCAAGUUCGUGGUUGUUACAAGGUGGAGAUUCAAGAAGGCGCCCCUCCUGCUACACUACAGACCCAAGAUGGACUUGCUGUAAGCCCAGCCAGACUCAGCCCACACCCAGCGCUCUACACGGCAGAACGAGCCGUGGAAUGUUGCCUCUGGGUGCCAUGUGGACCAGAUUUCUGAAUAGAGAAUAUUUAUAACUUUUGUAUGAGAGAAUCCACUCCCAACAAGACACUACCAGCACGCGUUUACAGAGGAUGAAAACACUUCGCAGUUCGCUCGUCUCUGCUUCAGGUCCCCAGGCCAGAGAAUAAGUGAAAUAGUGACACGUUUCCACACCACGACUGAAUACAGCACCUCUGCUUGCUUUCCAAGUCUUGAGACUCUGAGUUCGUUUUGAUUUAAUUCAUGAAUUAGGUUUCAUGAUAAGCCUCAAAAAUACUUGUACUUUCAUUAAGUCCUUCCUAAGUUAUUGAAAGUCUUUUCGUGGUAUAUAUUUAUGUUGCCUUUAGCUCCCUGAAGACGUAAGAGAUAUAUAAAAAUUUAAUUUAAAGUAUACCCAAAGAGGCUUGCAGUAAUACUGUUAUUUAGCCAUGGUGUUUCAUUUCCCGCUUUCUAGAGUACAGGAGAGGACCAUUCCCCAGUUUGAUUGAGCCUUGUGCUGUGCACCUGGGAUUGGCCUGUGCUGGGUGGGUAAGGCAAGACCCUUCCUCACUCCCAAUGUCGUGUGGCUGCAAUUCCGGUACCUUCAGUAAGGCAAACUAGAGGCGAUACGGCCAGUGCAGCACUGGCUUGUUGAAAGUUCUUGAAGUAAUUUUCCUUGGAAAGGCCAUUACUGAACUUCCCGUCUUUCUCUGUUUGUUUUUCUUCUGCUGGCAAGAUGUGGUGGCGGCUAUGUUUGUCAAUUAACAAACAGCACAAGCCAUCCUUUGGGGAGACCUUGUAAAGACACUUGGGAGGGGGCCUCUAGCCUCCAUGUUCCUGGCCGUUGGUAUUCCCAGGCUUGCCUUCCUGCUCACGGGGUUAACAUGCAUUCAUUGGGUUCCUUUUUCAGGACAGGUAACUGAGCAACCUGUUCAGCAGAAGUUGCUUUUUUUAAUCACAGACAGGAUACUAUUUGUUAGCCUGCUCCUUCACAUGUAAUUUUGUUUCGUUUUGUUUCAUUGGGCCAGAGAAUAAGAUGCCAGCCUAUCCAACUUUAUUCUCUCUUAAGGGAUAUGAAGGCAAGAGUAAGGAGAAGGGGUUCUGCCCUGGGCCUCCCAGGGACCUCUCUCAGUCUGGGUGCCCUCUUAGCUCCCCCACUUCCUGCCCUCCCAGACCCCAUGGGAACUGUAGAACCCUGUGAUCCCUGCGGUACCUCUGCUCUCGGCGGGCAGAUGAGGGUCUUAGUGUGUCCCUUAGGGCCAGGCUUUCAGAGUCUUCGCCUUAGCAACUGGAAUUUUUCUUGGAUUUGCUUUGACAGUUGGGAUUGGGUUUCUCAAUACCCUCUUUUCUUCUACUUCCUCUUUUACUUACACAGUGUCAGAAGCAGCGACUAGUGAGACCUAACGUUACUAAAGAUAAAACAUCCAAAUUAGCUCAAUCGUUAAUGUGUGACCUUCUAAAACAAAAGCAAGUUCUUUGUUUGGAAUUGAUCAAAAUUCACCUCUCUAUUUAAGCCCAGGACUGUUUGGAUUAUUCAGUUUCCUGAGUUUGCUAUUCAUCCAAAUCAUUUCUAGAGUUAUUAUUCAAGGGUUUAUGCGUAAAUAUUACCUGUCUACCUCAGAACACAAGUGCUGCUGCAACAUUCUGCAAGACCGUGUUCUCACAAUGCAGUUACAUUAGAAUUUAGGUAUUUUCCCCAUGUGGUGAGAUUAAAGAAGAGUUAAACAGUUAGAAACCUCCAAAUUAAAAUAAAGUCAAUUUACAGUUCAGAUCAAACUUAGUAUGGCUGUAUGAUCUCAUGAUAUAUAUUUGUAACUUUGUAGCUACUUUUAGAACCACUUGACUUUGCUAUGGUGCUAAGUUGAUAGAUCUAAGUAUUCAGCGAGGCAGACAUCGCACCUGAUGUCCUAGCUGGGCGCCACUGCCCCAAUAGCCCUGCUUCUGUCACCACGUUAAACCUGAUAAACCUCAGCAGCAAAAAAAAUACCUAUUUUUCUAAGAUUCCAUCACGCGCCUGUCUGCACUGCAGGCAGUUUCCCAAUGCCCUUCCGCCCUUUGGUCUGACCUGUAGCCUUACCUCGCUCAUAGAUGAAGCAGAGUGCUUGCGUCAGAUGGAAGCUUCCAGGCGCCUUGUUUCACUCCUGCAAAGCUCCAUGUGACACCCAAGGCCAAAUUUUAUUUUUUUCCAGCAUGAACACUAGGAUCAGUUGGUGAUUGAUCCUGUCCAGCUUUCUCAGCAGGCGGAGCUCCUGUGAAGUUGUUUUCAUAGCUGCCGAUGCUAGAAAUCGGUGCGUCCAACUGGCAGCCCCGGGACCAGCCUCCCAGCACGUGGUCUCGCUCAAUACCGUUUUCACGGAAAAUAGAAAACUCAGAUAGAAUAUAUAAUAUUGAAUUUAAGAUUUGGGGGGUUAAAAAAAGAAAACUUAACUUUAUAAAAUUAUUUAUUCUAUUUUAAGCCUUCUAUCAUAUUUUCCCAUCCAGUUGUUUGGUUUCUGUGGUCCAGCUUUAUUUACAGGCAUAUAAGAUAAAAUUGUGAGAUGUUUUGCAAGCUUCUUUUACUUUUUGUAGCCUUUGGUUUGUAUGUUUUUAUAGGGAUGAAGAGCAUUUUUAUGCUUUUGUGCAAUAGGCUCCAACAUGCAUUUACUAGAGUGUUUAAAUUGUGAUCUAGCAUCGAUUCUACUAAACUGAAAGGGAAUAUGGGUGGAAUUUCAAUAUCUGUGCAUUCAGCUAUUUGGUUUUGCCUUUUCCACUGUUAUAAGAAUGCUGUAAACUGGGAUUGCGUGAGUGUGUGUGUGUGUGUGUGUGUGUGUGUGUGUGUGUGUGUGUAGAUAUGUUCCAUCGAUAUUAAAAGAUAAGCAGCCAGGCAGGAAGUGAUGAGAUGGCGCCAUGUUAGGCUUGGCUUCGACUGUGGGUACACCCAAGUCCUUGAGCUGAGUAUGUGGCUGAGCCAUCCUGGGAGUUGGGGUUUCAUUGUCUCCACCUAUAAACCUGGCAGUGCUGCUUUUCAUAGGCCUACUGGCCCCUGAUGCCUGCCCUGGCAUCAGGAUCUUUAGAGGCUGGUGUGUUUUGUUUCUGAGGGCAUACAGGGUGGUGUAUCACAGUGCUCUGAAAUGUAUCAUUAGAUUACAUGUUCCAGGAAUGAGCCAACUGAGUUCUACUUUAUGUAUCAAUAUAUAAUGUGCUCCUAAAACACUUAAAUUUAGUGCAGAUAGUGAUCUCUCUCUCUCUCUCUCUCUCUCUCUCUCUCUCUCUCUCUCUCUCUCUCUCUCGCUCUCUCUCACACACACACAGACACACACACACACACACACAGUAUCUGUUUCCUCAGGAAAUCAUUUAAGCCCCAACACAUCACAGGUGACCUUAACAUGAAAACAAGUUUUCUCUGCCUUGAUCUUAAAUAUACCAAGUAAACAAACUGGGAUACACAGAUUAGAAGAAUCACUUACUUGUACCACCACAGUCUGCAUAUCUUGCAUUCCUCCGGGCAGGGAGUACUACCAUUCAGGCCCCCAACAGGAACAGCUGUGUGGUGCCGUGGCUCGCACAGCCAGUGUUCCUAAUGUCACUUACUCCCAUCCAAGAGCACAUUUGGAGAAAGACGUGUGUGUCGCUUUAGCACGUCAGUUCGAGCUCUCAACAUGACACACUUCUCCCAAGUGAAAGUAACAUCAGCUCACAGACAGCAGUACCACUGAGCUCUCUGACCUUGGAAUGCAGCCACAACUAACAAUUGUCAUGGUGUAUGAAAUGAUGCAGAUUCAGAUUUUUGACUGUUUAAUUUGAAAGUUUACAUUUUUUAUGAUUGUGUUAGUGUGUAAUUUUUGUACCAUCAGUGGCUAGUUUUUGUCUGAAAUCUUUUUUGGAAUAUUGCUUAAUGUUUUGAUUUCAUGAUAGUGAAGCUUGUAUUCAGUGUUUUGCCAAUUAAUAAUUAUAUGCUUGUAAUAAAAGCAGAAGAAAAACUUAA